Messenger RNA from Ictalurus furcatus (blue catfish), 2388 nucleotides. It is a transcript of the gene gpd1l, whose product is annotated as glycerol-3-phosphate dehydrogenase 1 like. Gene Ontology annotation, molecular function: NAD binding; glycerol-3-phosphate dehydrogenase [NAD(P)+] activity; protein homodimerization activity. Gene Ontology annotation, biological process: glycerol-3-phosphate catabolic process; carbohydrate metabolic process. Gene Ontology annotation, cellular component: cytosol; glycerol-3-phosphate dehydrogenase (FAD) complex. Lineage: Eukaryota; Metazoa; Chordata; Actinopteri; Siluriformes; Ictaluridae. The record is from RefSeq and is a predicted model, not a curated record. The transcript has 8 exons. The coding region runs from base 158 to 1213 and encodes 351 amino acids.
UGUAGGCGAUUGUUCGUCGUCACGUUUAAUGACGCAAUCAAAAGUCGACGAACAAGUUCACUCCCUCAGGCUCCUCAUCGAGCGGUUAUAAACGGUUAACUGUCUUCAAUAGUUUCCGCCAUAUUUUCUGAUUUCUCUGUGCUAGAAGAUAUUUACCAUGACUGCACCGCUGAAAGUGUGUAUCGUGGGCUCAGGAAACUGGGGCUCUGCUAUUGCCAGGAUCAUUGGCCACAAUGCACAAAAACUCCAGCGUUUUGCCACCAGUGUCAAGAUGUGGGUCUAUGAGGAGAAUAUAAAUGGAAGGAAGCUUACUGAUAUCAUCAACACCGAUCAUGAGAAUGUCAAAUACCUCCCAGGUUACAAACUUCCAGAAAAUGUGAUUGCAGUGCCCGAGUUGCGGGAUGCUGCACAAGGAGCAGACUUGCUGGUGUUUGUGGUCCCACACCAGUUUAUCCGAAAGCUGUGUGAUGAGAUGGCUGGUUGUGUUUCUAAGACGGCCCGUGGAAUUACUUUAAUUAAGGGUAUUGAUGAGGGACCGGAGGGGCUGAAACUCAUCUCUGAUAUCAUACGGGAGAAGAUGGGUAUUGAUGUUAGUGUCCUAAUGGGAGCCAACAUUGCUAAUGAGGUGGCAGCUGAGAAGUUCUGUGAAACCACUAUCGGGAGUAAAAUCUUGGAGAAUGGACAGCUUUUUAAGGAGCUUCUGCAGACACCCAACUUCCGCAUCACUGUCGUGGAUGAUGCAGACACCGUAGAGCUUUGUGGAGCCCUCAAAAACAUUGUGGCCGUGGGUGCAGGUUUCUGUGAUGGCCUGCAGUGUGGAGACAACACCAAAGCAGCGGUGAUCAGGUUGGGGCUGAUGGAGAUGAUUGCCUUUGCCAGACUCUUCAGUAAAGACGGCUCCGUGUCCUCUGCUACCUUUUUGGAAAGCUGUGGAGUAGCCGACCUCAUCACCACCUGCUACGGCGGACGCAACCGUCGCGUGGCAGAGGCCUUCGUCACGACAGGCAAGAGCAUUGAGGAACUCGAGAAGGAGAUGCUGAACGGCCAAAAGCUUCAAGGGCCACUAACAUCUGCUGAAGUUAACCACAUCCUAAAGCAGAAGGGCCUAGUGGAAAAGUUCCCCUUGUUCACGGCUGUGUAUCAGAUCUGCUUCGAGGGCAAGCCAGUUCAGGACAUGAUUUCCUGCCUGCAGUCUCACCCUGAGCACAUAUGAGAGCCUCUCGGAGAGCUGCAGUUGUGGUGGCCUCGAAAGCAACACCUCCACCAGCACUUCUGCCUUUAUUCAGUGAUUAGUCCUGCCUUUAUCAUAUCUUCUCAGUUUACGCACAUUUACAUUUUGAAUUUUUUCAAGCAGCCUAUAGCUAGUGGCUUAACAACACUUCUGGACUUUGUUAGGUUGGGGUCAUUCUCAGGGUCUAACAGGUCACAAAGCUGCAAAAUAUUCUCACUGAUUUCCUUAAGUACAUGAUGCAUCGAGUGAUAUCUUUUGGAACAUGAAGCCAUAUGUGAUAUCUACUCAUGCUAGUGGGUUGGGUUUUCUUUUUUUAUUCUUGUUGACUGCCCCCUUGUGGAGGGCAUUACCUACUGCAUAAACAUGGCGCAAGGGCCAUCUUAUAUUCCUCUUUUUAUCUCACCACUGACAAAACUAACGGGUUUGUAGCAUGUUUUUAAACCUCAUAAAACAUCGAAUUAAACCAGCUCAGUGAGGUUUUUAUCCAGUAGUUAGUGCUGUUGCUGGUCAGAGUCAGUGAGUGCUGCACAUUUUUUCAAGUUCUUCAGAAGGCAGAGGCCAUUUGAUGAAUAUGCUGCUGACGUGCUCACUGGUGAUGACCUUCGACACAAAAAUUCAACUUUGGGGACCAGAUACGCUUUUCCUGUUGGGCAAAGAAACGUUAAAUACAACCGUAUCCCCUAUGGAGUCAUUUAUACCUCUUACUUGUUAAUCUGUUUUUAAGCUUUUUAAAUAUUUUUUUUUUUUACAAUUAUUUGUAUCACUUUUUCCUGUCUACCCAAUGGUGAGAAUAACCUAGCAGAAAAAAAAACACUCCACUUAGUUUUAUUACGGAGGUUAUUUGGUGUCCAAUAAUUUUUUUUUGUCCUUGUACCUUAAUCUUUUCUUUUUUCUUUUAGGAAAAAAGGGAAUGUAACAGUGCUUUAACAUCAAACUGUGAAAGGGUUUUCUCUUAAAACUCCUUGAUAAUCAGAAAUGGAAUGAAUUGCAGUGUCAUACUUGUUAAUGCUUUUCCAAGAAUCAAUUGUGUACUAACUGUUUCUUCUACAAAAAACAACUGUUAUGGAUUGCCAUGGUCAUUUGUAACACACCAUCUUAUUCAAAUGGUUAAUUUUUGUAUGCUAAUUUUACAAAUCAAUACUAAUUAACCAGCACCA